Eleginops maclovinus (Patagonian blennie) is the source of this 1641-nucleotide messenger RNA. It is a transcript of the gene c9h8orf82, whose product is annotated as chromosome 9 C8orf82 homolog. Bases 195 to 905 code for a protein of 236 amino acids. The record is from RefSeq and is a predicted model, not a curated record. The transcript is spliced from 3 exons. Lineage: Eukaryota; Metazoa; Chordata; Actinopteri; Perciformes; Eleginopidae.
CUAACGUGGUCGCCACAAUGAAAUACUUCCGGGUUGUGGCUCUGAUAGGUAAACAAUAACAUGAGGGCAAAUCCAUAGACCAACCUUUCUACUUUGUGGAGAACAAACUAGAGUUGUGCGACUUUGGAAAACACGCUGGUCGUCCUAUUGUUUUUGAGUUAUUUUCUGGAAACACAUUUACCCUCUCUGCGGCCAUGUUGUUCCUCCGGACGGCGGCUCUCAGCUGCAGAGGUCUGACCGCUCUGCGCUGCAUGCCUGCCGGCUUCACCGCCUCCAGAACCACCGCUUCAUAUGUCCAAGGCCAGAGCCCGGAACCACGUAUCCGAGAAUACUUCUACUAUAUUGACCACCAAGGACAGCUUUUCCUCGAUGACACUAAAGUGAAGAACUUUGUCACCUGCUUCAAAGACGUUAAAUUCCUGGUGUUCUUCUUCAGUCGGCUGCGUUCAAACCAGAGUGGUCGUUACGAUGGGGACUUCCCCUUCCUGUCCCUGUGUGGCAGGGAGAGGAACUUUGUGCGCUGCGACGACCGUCCUGUAGUCUUCACCCACCUGCUGCAGAGUGCUGCGGGGGCCCCGGGAGUCCCUGGAGAUCAGGAGCUGCUGUCUUACUGCGGUGGUGCAGAUAAGUUGUCUGCCCCGUUCCGCCCAGAGGCACUGUACAUGCAACCUGUCAGUGGACGACUCUACCACCCCUGCUCAGAGCUUGCAGGGGGGGUCGGACUGGUCAGGUCUGCUCUGGCCAUCGAGCUUAGCCCAUACUUUGUUUAUCUUUCGGAUCACUGCCAAUCAGGACAGCCAACACACUUUCUCUGGGGUGGACAGAAGCACACAUUAACCAAUGAGCUCGCAGGAUGCUUCCCAACUGCUGAGAAGGGCAGCAGAGAGCAGGAUGAGCUGGGAUAAUGACCAAAUGAGUGAAAGGUGUGCCUUACAUUUUGAAAUGCUGUCCAGAUAAGCCGCUAGUGUCCCAUACGGGGAACGGGUGACGACUACAUUCUCACAGUGUGAUCAUUACUGUUUGGAGUCUGAGCUGAUGUAUCUUCCAAUACUAAUGUAUGUGGUUUGAGAGAUAUUCACUGAUGAUGCAGUGCUUUUGAAUGUAUUUUUGCUCGAAACCCCUCAAACAACGCACUGCAAAUUUCCCUAUGGAUUCUGUGGAUUAAUUAGAAUCACAUGUAUCGCUCUGAAGUGGUAUUACUACUCAGUAUUUCACAACUAAAAAAGCAGAGGUAGGAUUUUAGUGUGUAGCACCUUGCAGCAAUCAUCUCAAAACCUGUUGAUCCUGAAUGUGUUAGGUUGUGUCUGUUCAGUAAAAUAGUCACUAUCCUCUUAAGCAAGAUUCAAGAGAGAGGUUACUUUGCAAAUUGAGUACAGAUGAUUAUAUAUGUAACUUAAACAACAACAUAAAAAACACAGAUUAAUGCAUAUCCCACAAGGAUGUAACGUGUAAUAAAUCAUGUUAUUUUUUAAAACGCAACAUUUACAGAGGAGCAAAGUUCUGCAGCACAGCCUAUUGCAGUGUUUGGCUUUAAUUAAAUAUAAAGAUUGUAUAUUGUUGCAUUUGCUUGGAAAUAAUACAAAAAAAUGACUCAAAUAGUAUUUAAUAUUUUUGAAAAACAAUUAAAAACUACUGAACGAA